ACAUAUAGUAGAAUGGUCACACUAUACGAAAUUAUGAGUAUUAUAUGGAUGAUCGAUGAAGAUGAUGCAAAGCUUAGGUUUAGUAGUUAUGGAGAUUGGUUAAAAGCUUUUCCAAAAAUGAACAAUACUUCUUUCACUUUAGAUAACUUUGAUGAAAGAGUGAUGGAUAUCAAAAAAUGUUUACAUGAUCGAAUGAACAAUCUAAAAAAAAUGAUGUCACAUUUAUUGCUGUUUUGGUGGCUUGAUGAUUUCGUUGUUGGUUUUGGUGUUGCUUAG
Messenger RNA from Dovyalis caffra, 276 nucleotides. Lineage: Eukaryota; Viridiplantae; Streptophyta; Magnoliopsida; Malpighiales; Salicaceae. The record is from the annotation of a GenBank genome assembly.